AACGAAUGCAAAUGAAUCAUGUCGACACAUCAAAUGUUAGGCAGAUAACUAAUGACCAUUUAACUCGGAUGAAAGAAGACAAGUUGUCACGUUCGAGUUUCCACCUGGCUCUGCUCGGCCGGUCUCGUCUCGUGUUUCUCGCGCGGCAGUCCACGCCCCGAUCCACGUCGAGCCCGCCUCCGUUCGCGGCUCGCAUCCACGCCCGACCGGCUCACGCCCUGCUCGGCACUGCGCGGCUGAAUCGAAGGCGGCCAAAGAAAUCAUUCCGGCCCCACUGGAGGCAGCAGAGCAAGAACCGCCGCAUCACGACGAUGACAAGGAGAACCGACCUGGUUGCCGUUUGAAAGAAGAAGAAGAAAACACCCUCGAAAGGAAGAGAAAUCACUCAGGCAUCAUGAUUCCCGUGAUGGAAUUCCGCCAGUUCUCGGAGCAGCAGCCCGCUUUCCGGGUCCUGAAACCGUGGUGGGAUGUGUUCACCGACUAUCUGUCCGUCAUCAUGCUCAUGAUCGGCGUGUUCGGGUGCACACUUCAGGUAAUGCAAGACAAGAUCAUCUGUCUCCCGCACAGAACAUCGACGCCCCCCGACAACACCAGCGAAGUGGCCGUAAAACUUUUACAUCCCCAUUACAACAUCUCAUCCGGGCCAAAAGAAAUGAGUGGUCUUAAGACGGAUCUGGACCUCCAGCAGUACAGCUUCAUCAACCAGAUGUGCUAUGAAAAGGCCCUUCACUGGUACGCCAAGUACUUCCCUUAUUUGGUUCUGAUCCACACGCUCGUCUUCAUGGUGUGCAGCAACUUCUGGUUCAAGUUCCCUGGGUCCAGCUCCAAAAUUGAGCACUUUAUCUCCAUGCUGGGAAAGUGCUUCGACUCCCCUUGGACCACCCGGGCUCUGUCUGAGGUUUCUGGAGAAAACCCGGAGGAGACGGACCACAAAAAGAGCGGCGCCGCGGCAUCGCCCGGAGGCGUGGGUUUGGAGAGGACUCAAUCCCUUCGUUCCAUCCCGGAAAAAAUUGUGGCGGACAAGCCAUCGGCAAGCGUUCUGGAUAAAAAGGAGGGCGAGCAAGCCAAGGCGCUUUUUGAAAAGGUGAAGAAGUUCCGCUUACAUGUGGAGGAAGGCGACAUCCUCUACAUCAUGUAUGUGCGGCAGACGGUUUUCAAGGUGUUCAAGUUCCUGGUGAUUGUCAUCUACAACAGUUCCCUGGUGGACCAGGUGCGCAACAGUGUGCCCUGCGAGGUGGAGAUCCAAGACAUGACCGGCUACAAGGACUUUGAGUGCAACCACACCAUGGCGCACCUCUUCUCCAAACUCUCCUACUGCUACCUGUGCCUGGUGGCGGUCUACGGACUGACCAGCCUGUAUACAUCCUACUGGCUGUUCUACCGCUCCCUGAAGGAGUACUCCUUCGAGUAUGUGCGUCAAGAAACGGGUAUCAGCGACAUCCCGGACGUGAAGAACGACUUCGCCUUCAUGCUGCAUAUGAUCGAUCAGUACGACCCGCUGUACUCCAAGAGGUUCGCCGUCUUCCUGUCUGAGGUCAGCGAGAACAAGCUGAAGCAGCUCAACCUGAAUCACGAGUGGACGGCAGAGAAACUGCGGCAGAGACUUCAGGUCAACGCCAACAACCGCCUGGAGCUGCAGCUCUUCAUGCUGCCCGGCCUGCCCGACACGGUCUUCGAGCUCAGCGAGCUGCAGUCGCUCAAGCUGGAGAUCAUCAACAACGUGAGCAUCCCCGCCUCCGUCUCGCAACUGGAGAACCUUCAAGAGCUCUCCUUGUAUCAGUGUUCCAUCAAGCUGCACACCACCGCCACAUCCUUCCUCAAAGAGAACCUCAAGGUGCUCCGCGUCAAGUUCGACGAUGGCAGGGAGUUCCCCGGCUGGUUGUACGGCCUCCGAAACCUGGAGGAGCUCCAUCUCACCGGGUCCCUGUGCCCAGAUGCCUCCAAAAACAUCGUCCUCGAGUCACUGCGGGAUAUGAAGUGUCUGAAGACGCUCUCGCUGAAGAGCAAUCUGACCAAGAUACCCCAGUCCAUCGUGGAUGUGUCCAGCCACCUGCAGCGGCUCUAUCUGCACAACGACGGCACCAAGCUCGUCAUGCUGGGCAACCUGAAGAAGAUGACCAACUUGACGGAGCUGGAGAUGGUACGUUGCGACCUGGAGCGCAUCCCGCACGCCAUAUUCAGCCUGACCGGCCUGCAAGAGCUGGAUCUGAAGGAAAACAACCUGCGUUCCAUCGAGGAGAUUGUCAGCUUCCAGCACCUGCGCAAGCUCACCUGCCUGAAGCUCUGGUACAACGGCAUCAUGUACAUCCCCGAGCACAUCAAGAAGCUGGGCAGUCUGGAGCGACUCUACUUCAGCCACAACAAGAUCGAGGUCUUGCCUUCGCACCUGUUCCUGUGCAACAAGCUACGGUACCUGGACCUGUGCCACAACGACAUCCGCUUCAUCCCGCCGGAGAUCGGCGUCCUUCAGAGCCUGCAGUACUUUUCGGUGGGCUGCAACAAAAUCGAAAACCUGCCAGAUGAGCUCUUUUUCUGCAAGAAGCUCAAGACGCUGAAACUGGGCAAGAACUCGCUGUCUGUCCUCUCGCCAAAGAUCUCCUACCUCGCCCAGCUGACCCACCUCGAACUCAUGGGGAACCAUUUUGAGCUCCUGCCGCAGGAAUUGGGCUGCUGUCGGGCACUCAAGCGCAGUGGACUGGUGGUAGAGGACGCCCUCUUCGAGACUCUGCCAUCGGACGUCAGGGACCAGAUGAAAGCUGAGUAAAAGACGCUUUACUGUCACCACAGUGCCUGCUACUUGCUUCCUCGCUUGCUUCGUAGGAUCUCACAAGCCCACAUCAGACUUGCACUACUUUUGAACGCGAUCCGUUUUCCACUUUCCUGUACACAUUUUCAGAAUUCAGCCUCUGACGCCAUCUUCAUUUUCACUUACAGUUGAAACAUGACAUUUGCCGAAAAGCCAAUUUUGCUUGACAACAUGCAAUUUGGUAAGAAUAUUUUUCGUGGAGACCCUCCAAAAACGUGGAGGAUUUGAAAGUUGAUUUUGACGCAGCAUAGCAAAGAAAUAUUAUGACAGACCAUUCAAAGUCCAGCACAGUGUUUAAAAUUAAGCCCCUGAUGCCAGUUUUGACCGGCAUGAUGAAAUUUGGCAGACGAGUCUAUUAUGAGUAGACCCACAAAAACGUCUCAAGAAGCCAUGGCUGAAAACACACAGGAAGUCUGCCAUUUUGAUUUGAAAUCAGCCAUUUUAGGGUCGGUCGUUGAACUCUUUUUCCGGAUUGCUACCAAACCUGAACCACAUUACAGAACAGCUGAACAACGCCAAAAAGCAUUUUUGUCUUUGUCACUGCAUAUGGGCGGCGAAGACAAAAGACUCCCCAUCAAACACCAAACAUAGAUUCCACAUACAGUAGUUUGAGGCUGGUUUAACUAAAUGUCUCCUUUUUGUAGCCAAUGACAGUCCGAAUAGAAAACUGCCAAAGAUAAAAUCAUACGUAGGACCACAUCUUUCCAUCUUCUUGUUAAACAGCUUUCUGAGAAGAUGCCCCACUGCAUAUUGUCGUUAUUCCCUGGAUCUUUGAAUCCAGGGCUAUUUGACUUUCACCGCAGCUAAUUAAAGACACGAAGGACGAAUUGACCUGAUUCAAGCCUCAUUUACAUUGAUGGCCACUGGUCACAACAUUAGGCCUACCUUCACAACGUGUGAAUCAAAAUAGUCAGUGAGGUAUUCAUCUCGCCAAGCGUCAUUGUCCGUGGCAUACAAUAUAAGAUGAAAGGGGCGAAAACAUGCAUAGACAAGUUAAAAAUUGUAAAAUUAUGUCAGAACAUUUUGCGCAGUACAUAAGAAAAAUCACAUGAAAUUAAACACAUUUAAUUUCUAAAUGUGUUUGUUUAUAUCAUGAGCACUAUUUCAAUACAGUUUUUCUUGUUCGGGGUCCCUGCUGGAUUCUAGAUUCUAGAUACUUAAGUGACCAGAAAGCAUUUAUGGUUAGUGUUUAUAGUUCAAAACGAUUUAUUUUAAACACAUAUACUGCACUGACAACAAAGGGACAUAGCACAUAUUUUACAUCAAGUCAUGCCUUAAUUAAAGCAUUGUAUAUUACACAAAGAUUAUUUUACAAGUUUAAAUAAAACUUUUGGAACUUUUGUUUUGCCAUUAUUUCAUA
Hippocampus comes (tiger tail seahorse) is the source of this 4166-nucleotide messenger RNA. It is a transcript of the gene lrrc8c, whose product is annotated as leucine rich repeat containing 8 VRAC subunit C. Lineage: Eukaryota; Metazoa; Chordata; Actinopteri; Syngnathiformes; Syngnathidae. Bases 395 to 2764 code for a protein of 789 amino acids. Gene Ontology annotation, cellular component: cytoplasm. The transcript is spliced from 3 exons. Gene Ontology annotation, molecular function: protein binding. The record is from RefSeq and is a predicted model, not a curated record.